AAUUCCCAUUCGUGCUCUCCUGAGUCCCUGAAAAGUCUUCAAAUCACAAGUUUAAAUAUUGCUCAUGCAAGCGGAAUCACAUUUAAGGAAAUCGUCUCUAACUUGAAUAGUGAAACUCGUGAGAAACUUACCAGUCUGAACAUAACUGGUAUGAGAAUAGUGGAUGCUUCGGACUUUUUCCAUCUGAGAAACUUGAGCAGUUUGGAUAUUAGCUACACAAGUGCUACUGCGGAAGAUCUGCAAGUUAUAGUCACAGCAUGUUCACAUCUGAAAUACCUCGAUAUUUCAGUCACCUCUAUUGAAGAUAUAAGUUGUCUCCUUUCACUGAAAGACCAACUAGAGGGUCUCUCCAUGCAUUUCCAAAUAUUGCCAAAGAGUAGAGUGUUGGAAGAGAUGAUAUCGAUAAUUGUACAGCUGGUGGAACUUCGGAGACUUGAAUUUUCGUGUACCAUGAGACAACAGCGUCCUUUUCCACCUUUGACGGAUUUUUGCUCGAGUGAUGCUCUAAUCCAUCUAGAGCAAUUUGAUAUUAGUGGCAAUCCACUUUCCUUUCCUCCAAUUGCAAUUAGGUGCGUGUCUGGCGAUACCUCUGAGGAGUUACUGGUAGAAAAAUUGAGGCGCUACGGGAAACGAUUCGAAUUAUGUGAUUAUAUGCUAAGGGGUUUCAAUUUUCGGUGGCGUCAUCGAGAAAUAGUGAGUCCGGCAAUUCUCAAAGCCGUUCUAAAUAUAGAUGAGGUGAUUCCUAAUGAUCCUAUCUGGAUCGCUCGUCUCCACGGGGCUGUAACUAACAUAAUGGAAAAUUUGGACGUGGAUAAUUUAACAUUUGAACUUGGCCAACAAGUAAUGAAAUAUACGAUGAGUUAUAUACUUCGAUUUGAAAGUGGUUAUCAGCUUCUACGUUUGCUGAUUAAUAAAUUUGGAAUAAUCCCAGAUGGAACCUACUUAAAUAUUCAAUCAAAUUCUUUGUAUAUGUCAUUCUUGAUAAGAUACAUCAGUGAAAUGAGCACACAUUAUUUGGUGGUUGACAGGUUUCCCCUCAGGGCAACGUUCUCAGCUCUAACUGAACGGAUUCAAAAAAAUCCCGAUGUAAUUUGGUCACUGUAUAAGAGUCUUAAGGGAAGUGAAAAUGCUCGCACAAUAUUCCGGGAAAUGGAUGCUCUGAGAAUAAUAGGAAGAGUUGAGCGGGUAAGUUUGCCUCAUUUACAUAACCUAAUUCUCCAUGGUCCAUUGUUCAAAAGGAGCUACAUGGCAUCAAGGAUUAUCUGCAACCUUAUUUCCUUUGCCGAGGAUGACUGGACCUCCUUAUUUUAUUUUAACAAGAACGAUAUCCUGGAGUCAUUUGGGAAAGCGAUUUGCCAAUGGGAACCACCAUUCGUUUUAUCGCAUGAAGAAAGGCCCCCAUUGGGCCACUUGGAAUAUAUCCUCUCUAAACGAACAUCUCGCCUGGAAGUGAAACUGUGGGCACUCUGGUCCAUUCGUCAUUUAUACGCUAGUGGUAUGGCUUCCCACUAUUUUCGACUUCUUGUCUCAAUUUGCCAAUGUAAUAAAGGGAUUCUCAACAGCCACACGUUUUUAAAGCGUCUUCUGCGUGAAAUUUCAUUUUCAACUCCGGAUCAAUUGGUCUACCAUCCAAAGCCAACAAGUAUGGGACCAGUAAUAGAUAAGGCGUUUGGAAGAUAUCUUACAAUGACCUUCGCAGAGGGAUUAGUUAGCGAAACCCAAGGUGUCACUGCUAUUCUGAGAGGACGUCACUAUCAAGCUGGUAUUCCCGUCAAAAGUAGUGAUUGCGAUAAACUGGGUGUAAAUGAGAAUCCCCCACCUUUGGAAGCCUACAUGCAAGCACAGAGGAAAUUCGCCCUGAGGUUGAAGAAACUUGCGGUUGAAUUAAAUGAGACGUUCUAA
Rodentolepis nana is the source of this 1902-nucleotide messenger RNA. NCBI's taxonomy places the organism in Eukaryota, Metazoa, Platyhelminthes, Cestoda, Cyclophyllidea, Hymenolepididae. The record is from the annotation of a GenBank genome assembly.